UCCCCUGGAGCAACCAGCACCAAAUAGAUAUAUAUACUCUAUCUGUUGACCUUGAGAAUUGCGAAUGAAUUUGCAUUUUCAGUCUUUAGCUCUUUCUUUUGAUUAUCUCUUCCUUAUCUCUCAAGUCUCAAUUAACAAUUAACCCAGGGUUUUGGUGCCCAUCAUUUAUAUUCUUGUUAACACGAGGAACCCCUCGGGAAAAGAAAUUAACAGGGCAAAAGCCAUGGAAAUAGUAAAGGAAGAGAGCAGCAGCUGGGUAUGCGGUGUUUCUCAUCUUGUUCCUUCUGUUCAAGAAUUAGCCAAGAAGCCCAUAACCACCCUUCCACCCAGAUAUAUACAGCAAGAUCUCGAUGAUGGUGAUGCUCGAGACCAAAAAAACAAGAUCGAUUCCGACGACGCGUGCAGUUCUGUACAACCUGAAAUACCAACCAUCAACUUCAAGAAACUGCUUUCCAGGAAAGAAUCGAACAGUUCUCAUGAUUCUGAUGAACUAGCUAGGCUCCACUUGGCUUGCAAAGAGUGGGGUUUCUUCCAGUUGGUAAACCAUGGGGUGAGCUCUUCUUUGUUGGAGAAAAUUAAGACAGAAAUUCAAGACUUCUUCAACCUCUCGGUAGAGGAGAAGAAAAGGUUAUGGCAGCAUCCAGAAGAAAUGGAGGGUUUUGGACAACUCUUUGUCGUUUCUGAAGAGCAAAAACUUGAUUGGGCUGACGUUUUCUUCCUCACCACCCUUCCUGUCCAGAUGAGGAAGCCUCACUUAUUCCCGGAGCUCCCUACUCCUUUCAAAGACACCUUGGAGAUUUACUCAUUGGAACUGAACAACCUAGCCAUGGCUAUCCUGACACAAAUGGAAAAUGCUUUAAAAAUUGAUGCCAAGGAAUUGACCGAGUUAUUUGAAGAUGGAAUGCAAUCCAUGAGGAUGAACUAUUAUCCUCCAUGUCCUCAGCCGGAGAAAGUCAUCGGCUUUACUCCACAUUCGGACGCCUCAGGCCUCACCAUCCUCCUGCAAGUCAAUGAAAUUGAAGGUCUCCAAAUCAAGAAGGACGGGAUUUGGGUUCCCGUUAAGCCACUUCCUGAUGCCUUUAUUGUUAACAUCGGAGACGCUUUGGAGAUUAAAACAAAUGGGACUUAUCGUAGCAUUGAGCAUCGAGCAAUUGUAAACUCCGAAAAAGAAAGACUCUCAAUCGCGACAUUUUGCAACCCGAGAUUUGAUGGUGAAAUUGGACCAGCCUCUAGCUUGAUCACGGAACAAACACCUGCUGCAUAUACAAGAAUCGGAGUGCAAGACUACACCAAAGCCUUUUUUGCACGUAAGCUUCAAGGAAAAUCUUUUCUUGAUGAUCUCAAAGUAUAAAUUAAGUUCUUCGGGUACCUAAUAUGUUAAGAUCAUCAAGAUGAAUAUUGUGUACUCUACUGAAUAGUCUAGAAUUAACAGUCAAAGUGUAAAUGGUCUCUCCUCUGACUCUCGCAAGAGAGGCUUUUCGAUCCGCGGCGGUUUAUUUGGUCCGGUGGCGGCUCUGUUCCUUUGACAGAGAAGGGGGUCCCUUCUCCUCUUCCUCGUCUGAUUUGCGGUGGUGACGGCGGGUUAGUUUGUCGGUAUUACCUAAACAUAGGCUUUUGCCUUUUUCUCAUUGCUGCUGUUGUUGGUUGUGUUGGCGGUGAUAGACUCGUGGCCGAUCGGAUCUUGGAUCAUAGUUGGCUGGAACGAGGGCAGGGGUCGCCUCGUCCUGCGGUGGUGGCUGGUUUAAUAACAAAGAUGUCGUGUGGGGUCAUACCCUUUGAUGGCUAUGCUGGAGAUCGAGGGGCUGGUUUAGGGCUGGAGUGACCUCAGAUUGGAAACUCUUGUGCUGACCUCCCUCUCGUCCAGAACAGACAGAUUUGGAAGAAGUGGGCUGCGUGGCCACCGGCGGCAUCUUUGGCUAGGGCUUGCUCUGGGAGCUCUGACUGGGUCUGGGCUCAGCUGGGCUUGGCCCGGGUCUGCUAGGGUUUCUCUCUUUUAGGCCUUGGCAGGGUGGGCCUGGUCUAACUGGGUUCAUAGAACUAUUAGUUAUUUAUUUUUUAAGAUAGUAUUGGGUUCAUAUCUUUUUUCAUGAAAAGAUGAUGGGCCUUAUUUUUUCUUUUUUUGAGAGAAGAGUUCGCAAAAAUCUAGUAACUCUGAGGAACAUUUUAAUCAUAUUUCGGAGUACUAGGUUUUUGUUAGAAUAAAGGUGCGUGAAUUUUCUAAAAAGUGGGUGUACUGGAGGUAUCCUGGAUCUUAUUCUUUUUUAGGAUAGGUUUUAGGGUUCUCUAAGGAACAAUUCUUUAUGUCAACCCCUCAAGGGUGUUUCGUUUUUGUAUUGCUUGCUGAAUCUAUUUAA
Molecule: messenger RNA, 2354 nt
Organism: Rosa rugosa (rugosa rose)
Lineage: Eukaryota; Viridiplantae; Streptophyta; Magnoliopsida; Rosales; Rosaceae
Product: protein SRG1-like
Exons: 4
Coding region: 224-1351 (375 amino acids)
Source: RefSeq, a predicted model, not a curated record